Molecule: messenger RNA, 1754 nt
Organism: Exaiptasia diaphana
Lineage: Eukaryota; Metazoa; Cnidaria; Anthozoa; Actiniaria; Aiptasiidae
Product: sorting nexin-7
Exons: 12
Coding region: 99-1469 (456 amino acids)
Molecular function (GO): phosphatidylinositol binding
Source: RefSeq, a predicted model, not a curated record
GGUUCAUUUGAGAUGUAAUGGUCUGAAGUCGUUUGAGCAUCAAGGUUUUCCCUGCUUCUUCUGGACCGAGAACUAGUAGAAUACAUCAUCAGAUCAAGAUGGAUGACGAUCAGUUUGUGUCUUCCCUGGAUGAAGAAGAGGAGAAAGAAACRCUUAAGAACCACCAAAAUGGUUCUGCAGAAGAGGGGGAUCAACUGGAUGAGCAUUCUGAAUUUAUGGAUCAAACKUCAUCUCUAAUGUCGUCCAUAAAAGUCAAUGAUGAAGAGGAAAGUGAUCGUCAUGUCAAGGACUUGUACGUUGUAGUUAGUGACCCUGAGAAACAUGCUGGUGGUUAUGUGAGUUAUAAUGUCAAUACGAAGACAACGAGAGGUCAGUUUGAUCACCCUGAAUACAAUGUAAGAAGGAGAUACCAAGAUUUUCUGUGGCUACGGCAGAGGUURCAGGAGAGUUACCAAACGCAUAUCAUACCUCCUCUCCCAGAGAAGCACUCAUUCACCAAGCACUUUGACAGAUUUUCACCAGAGUUUUUAAAAGCAAGGGAACAUUCUCUCAACAAGUUUAUGCAAAGAAUAGCAGAUCAUCCGGUCAUUUCAUUUAAUGAAAAUCUACAUAUUUUUCUUACUGCAAAGUCAUGGGAGCUUACUUCAGUCAAAAAAUCAGGACCUGGUUUAAUGAGUAGAAUGGGAGACUCCAUGCGCAACAUGGCAUCAUCAUGGAUGCUUAAGUCCAGAGACCCAGAUUUCCAAGAAAUGGCUGACUAUACAAAGACAUUUAGAGAAAAGAUGACAGCCAUGGAAAAUAUCUCUGAUAGAAUUGCAAAGGAUAGAUUUGAUUUACUUGAAGACAUCACAGAGUUUAUUCCCAUAUUCCGAUUAUGGGCCAAUUCAGAGUCUAAACUGGCAGACCCAUUAACAGCAAUGGCUGAUGCUCUAGAGAAAAACUCAUCUUCUUUGAAAACAUUGCUCAGAGCACAGGAUCCUAAUUUCAUGGAGCCUCUUCGUGAAUAUGUAUUAUAUACUGAUGCUAUAAAGAGUGCUUUAAAGAGUCGCGACAGUGUGCAGAUGGAGUAUGAAGUCACCUUAGAAGAAUUAAACAGAAAAAGAGCWGAACGUGAAGAGCUUGACAAGCCAGCAAGUGGAGGGGGAGGCGGGAGAUUCAGCUCGCUUUUUAGUAAAGACACAGAGCAGUCAAGACAAGAACGCAGAGAAAAGCUAGACGCAAACAUAGACGAGCUCUCCAAACUCGUCGAAACGGGCCAUGAUCGAAUGGAGUGCGCAAACGUAGACCUWAAGGCUGAUAUUGAGCGAUGGCAUAAAAACAAGAAACAAGAUUUUAGGGAAUUAUUUACAGAUUAUGCAGACAGACAUGUGGCAUAUCACGAUGAGUGUUUAAAAGCAUGGCAAACGGUUCUACAGCAACUGAUUGGACAAGAACAUGAAGAAGAUAAUGACGACCAUAAAGACGAAUAAUACUUAACAAUGCCGAUAAACUAUCGAAAUAAUGAAAAAAAGAUUUUAAGAAUGAAUAGAUUGUAAGUAAAGAGAAAACGAAUCUCCCCGCAGUCUUUGUAUGUAAUGCCAUGACUACUAAAUAAUGAUAACAGUGAUCGUAGAUGCAGGAAAUCUAGCAAACAACUAAGCAAACGAACAAAGAAACUUGGGAAGACAUCACUAGUAAAUGUACCGUAUACAGUAAAGACAUAUACCUAGUUCAAACAAGUUUGUUAAAUAAAAUGGUGAGUGGCAAUUGUCGAA